AUGACCCAAAACAGUCCUUACAAAAGAUUUUUUGUACCCAGAAGCAGAGAAGAAGAGGAAGAAGAAGAGAGAAUCUACAAGAGAUAUGAGGAGAUUGUUGCAAAACUUCCCACAACAGAAGAAGGUUGGUCAGGUAACCCAGUCUACCAGUACCAAGGCUUUUGGUACAGUCCUGAAAUAUGUGUUGGAACACUAGCAGUUCAAGAUCACUUCAAGGCACAACCCAGUGACAUUCUUAUUGCUAGCCCCCCCAAGUGUGGCUUCACUUGGCUGCAAUCACUAGCUUUUGCUGUCAUGAAUCGCGAAUUCCAUCAUCCUUCAGCACAUUCACACCCUUUGCUCACAUUCAACUCGCAUGAUCUCGUGCCAACGAUGGAGAUAAGGCUAUAUAACAACCAUUUCAAUGGCAAUCGAAUUCCCAACCUCGAAAUCCUUCCAUCACCUAGACUGUUUGGAACACACAUGCCUUACACAUCGCUACCGCAAUCUCUAGCACAUAAUUCAGAGUCCCGGGUCAUUUAUAUUUGCCGGAAUGUGAAGGAUACUAUAGUAUCAUGGUGGCAUUUCGUCAAUAAGGUAAGGUCGAGUAAUCCAUCCUUGGAGCUAAUCAAAUUGGACUACAUUUUUGAGUUGUUUUGCAAAGGGAUAUCUGCAUUUGGGCCAUUCUGGGAUCAUGUGUUGGGGUAUUGGAAUGCAAGUUUAGAAAGGCCUCAGAAUGUGCUCUUCCUCAAGUACGAUGAGAUGGUCACUGAACCAGUUCUUCACUUAAAAAGGAUUGCAGAGUUUAUGGGAAGUCCCUUCUCAUCAAAGGAAGAAAGGGAAGGGGCUAUUGAUCAAAUAAUAAAGCUAUGCAGUUUCGAGAAUUUAAGCAAUUUGGAUGUGAAUAAAACUGGAAUAAAUUCUCCUGGGAUUAUGAACAGUGUCUUCUUCAGAAAAGGUAAAGUUGGAGAUUCCACAAAUUACCUUACACCUGAGAUGAUGGAACAGCUUGACCACAUUACACAGCAAAAAUUGCAUGGUUCAGGAUUGAAACUCUAA
Molecule: messenger RNA, 1038 nt
Organism: Macadamia integrifolia
Lineage: Eukaryota; Viridiplantae; Streptophyta; Magnoliopsida; Proteales; Proteaceae
Product: cytosolic sulfotransferase 5-like
Exons: 1
Coding region: 1-1038 (345 amino acids)
Biological process (GO): sulfation
Cellular component (GO): cytoplasm
Molecular function (GO): sulfotransferase activity
Source: RefSeq, a predicted model, not a curated record